GCUCUAAAUUUCAGAUGCAUAUGGCACUUCAAUUUCAAUUAUUUCUUGUCAACAGGUUAAACAAUCAAGCUUAUAUAACUUAUUCCGCCUAUAAAUAAGAACAGUUGUUUAUGUAGUGAACUUUUUUUACAGAUAAAAAAAAUAAGCUUCACUUCAUAGUUGUUCACUAUAACAAGAUCUCGAGGAAUUUAUAAUCAGAAAUGAAGAUUACAUCACUUUUCACAUUGAUUUCGAUAUUUGUAGCAGCGAACUCUUGUCAUUUGGACAAGUUGGUAGACACAUAUUCAGGACCGGUCCAAGGAUUUUUGAACUACGUCGACGAAGAUCCAGUAGAAAUAUUUUUAGGCAUACCCUUUGCCGAGCCUCCAAUCGGAAACCUGAGAUUCAAGAAACCAAGGCCUGUGAAGGCAUGGACCGAAACCUUGGAAGCCACCAAUAUGCCUCCAGCCUGUGUUCAGUACAUGGAAUAUCCCUUUCCUUGGGUUGACCACCUGCCAGGCAAAAGCGAAGAUUGUCUCUAUCUGAAUAUUUACGCUCCUGCCGACGCCAAAAACGGAAGUAAUUUGGCAGUUUUGUUUUGGCUCUUCGGUGGAGGAUUUACUUAUGGAUCCAAUCGGAUGGAAGUUUAUGAUGCAAGUGCACUCGCAACCUACGGGAACGUGAUUGUGGUAACCAUAAAUUAUCGGUUGGGUGUUUUUGGAUUUCUGACAUCUAAUUCGGAAGAUGCCCCUGGAAAUGCAGGCAUGUACGAUAUGGUAAUGGCAUUGCAAUGGGUGAAUGAUAAUAUCGAAUCAUUUGGCGGUGACAAGCAACGAAUCACUGUGCAUGGCGAAAGUGCAGGAUCUAUAGCUAUAAGUUACCUCUCUACUUCACCCCUUGCCAAGGGUCUGUUCAGCAAAGCUAUUCUGCAAAGUGGUGCAGCCCUUUUCCCCAAAAAUAAUCAACUUGAACAUAAUCUGGCUCUCAGUCAGCGUGUAGCCGAAGCUGUUGAUUGUGCAUCUGAAGAUAAGACGAUUGAGAAUGACCCAGAAUCUGUAGUCAGCUGCCUACGAAGCAAAAAUGCUAUUGACCUUGCUUAUGCCCUUUGGUCUUUCAAUCCUACGAUUCCCCGGUCCUUCUUCCCGCAAUACGGUGACGAUCUGCUGCCCAGGAAUACCUUGGAAGAAAUUCGUAAAGGCAACUUCCAUAACGUUCCCCUGCUGAUCGGUAACAACAAAGAUGAAGGAUCUUUUCAGAUCACCACAAAACAACCCGACAUAUUUGGAUUCUUCGGAGAUAAGAAUCCAAUCAUCAACAAAACGCUAGCAGAGGAUAUGAUUCGAAGCAUUUUUCAAGGAUUUGGCAAUCCUGAAAAAUAUGUUGAUCACUAUCUAGGUAGUGUACCAGAUGAUGACUAUGAUACCAUCAAGAGGCAAGUCUACACUGCAUCUGGUGACAGCAGUCUUCUGUGCAAGACAGCCUACUUUGCCGAGAGCUAUGCUGAUCGGAACAAUGAUGUCUAUUAUUAUUUGUUUUCUCACAGACCUAGUAAUACUCUCUGGUCUCCAUGGAUGGGAGUAGCACACGCUGAAGAGGUCCAGUUUGUUUUCGGACGACCAAUUAGAAAACCUCAACUUUAUGAGCCUACUGAGUUGGAAUUAAGCAAGAAAAUGAUCGAGGUCUGGACAAAUUUUGCAAAGACUGGGAAACCAAGCGAUUCCUUCAAUUGGCCAAAGUACUCCAAGGGAAAUCCUACAUUUGUGUACAUAGACACAGAUUUUAAAGGAGAUAAUUAUGGAACAGGCCCUCAUCUCGAAAAUUGCAAUGUUAUGAGGGAUUAUUUUGGAUUGUAA
Messenger RNA from Argiope bruennichi, 1832 nucleotides. Its product is annotated as acetylcholinesterase-1-like. The record is from RefSeq and is a predicted model, not a curated record. NCBI's taxonomy places the organism in Eukaryota, Metazoa, Arthropoda, Arachnida, Araneae, Araneidae. Gene Ontology annotation, molecular function: acetylcholinesterase activity. Bases 201 to 1832 code for a protein of 543 amino acids. The transcript is spliced from 5 exons. Gene Ontology annotation, cellular component: plasma membrane. Gene Ontology annotation, biological process: choline metabolic process; acetylcholine catabolic process.